Molecule: messenger RNA, 1752 nt
Organism: Clonostachys solani
Lineage: Eukaryota; Fungi; Ascomycota; Sordariomycetes; Hypocreales; Bionectriaceae
Source: the annotation of a GenBank genome assembly
AUGGACCAGCUCGCCGACAAUGAAAUCAGGAUCAUCGAACUUCUUCCUGGAGAAGAGGGUGCCCCCAUCAGGUGUAAAGCGCGCGCAGAGUUGGAGUCGAGUGAAAUAACGUACGAGGCACUCUCCUACGUCUGGGGUAACCAUUUGAACCAGGUCACGAUCGAAGUGUCUGGACGACCAUUACAGAUUACCAAGACGUUGCACACUGCCCUUUGCCGGCUUCGUUUAUCUGAUGAAACCAGAUCAUUGUGGAUCGACCAGCUGUGCAUUAAUCAAGAUGAUCUGAAGGAAAAAGCAGUCCAGGUGCAAAAAAUGCGAUCCAUCUACUCCAACUGCACACGCUGCCUAGUUUGGUUGGGAGAAGUAGAUGAGGCGUUUGAAAUGCCCGAUGCCGUUAAUGCCGUCGCCUUUCUCGAAUGCCUUGCCUCGUCCUCAGGCCCGUUCACCGAAGAUUCCAAGCAGACUCGGUUGCGCCUUGAGUCAAUGCCUACAUUCCUGUCCGCUAUGAAGGCCCUCAGAAGUAUUUCCAUUCAGGAUUGCCCAUGGUGGCAUCGAGUAUGGACAGUUCAAGAAAGCAUUCUUCCCUCAGACAAAACUUUUAUCUGGGGUCCUCUACAAAUAACCUGGGAUACAUUGUCGAAUGCAACCCAAGCAUGGAUUUCGGGUAGUUCGGAGAGUUGGCUUGAUUAUGAAUACGAGUCCAUUGCUGCUGAAGUAGGCGAUUUGGGCAACUUCCUGGCACGAAUAGUAUGGAUUCAAAUAGCGCAAGAUGGUACCGAUGACCUCUUCAAGUCGAUGAUAAGAUGGCGGAGCCGAAAAGCGACGGACCCUUUAGACAACAUAUAUGCGCUGACCGGUCUGCACCCGCCAGGAGAAUUCCCGCGAAUCGAAAGGUGCGACUACAGUCUCAGUGUCGUCCGCCUCUAUUCCGAGUUCACUGUAGACCUCAUCAACAAGUUUGGGCUGAUUAUUCUCGGUUUUGACCCACGUCUGGAGCCUGAGAUAGCCACGCCGGGAUUGCCACGAUGGGCGCUUGACAUGAAGUCAUGGCCCAACCAUACAAUUUUUCACUGGUAUAACUAUUGGGGCUAUGACUACUAUCAUGCGAACGACGGGUUAACGACAGUUCCCGUUGAACACAACACCGAAGACAAUACUCUAGGUCUAAGCGGGAGUUUCUUAGAUACGGUCAAAUUGAUCGGUGAUGGAUAUUAUUUCACAGAGGAGGAAGGGGGACAGCCCCCAGUUUCAUUGCUCAAGGGCUGGAUGGAGCUUUACACCAGAGAUCUCGAAUCUUCCAAGCCGGAUGCAUCAUCAAUUUCCCCAUCAACGAUCUCGACAGCUCUCAGAACGUUCAGUAAACUUGUUAUCGGAGAGUUCAUCCGAAAUUCUGAGUGGCAGGUCGAGCGGGAGGCCACCGACGAGGAUGUGGAUAACGUAACAAAGUUCAUCGAAACUGGGUCAGAAGAAUUCCGGGACACCAGCAUCUCUGGAAUGGCUCGGAACCAGAGGUUUUUCGUAACAGAAAAGGGUAUGAUGGGCAUCGGGCAUCUGGAUACGAAGCCCGGUGAUGAAGUCUGGGUUUUCAGUCUCGGCGAAGUGCCAUUUCUCGUGAGACCAAAAAAGCAGGAUGAGACUCUGGCUGAGCACUUUGAUUUCGUUGGACAAUGCUAUGUACAAGGAAUCAUGCAGGGAGAAAUGUUUGAAGGGGACGAGCCAAAACCUCCGCAGCGGACAAUUCAGAUACAUUAG